Electrophorus electricus (electric eel) is the source of this 2756-nucleotide messenger RNA. RefSeq names its product protein phosphatase, Mg2+/Mn2+ dependent, 1La (gene ppm1la). Gene Ontology annotation, molecular function: cation binding; protein serine/threonine phosphatase activity. The record is from RefSeq and is a predicted model, not a curated record. Gene Ontology annotation, biological process: protein dephosphorylation. NCBI's taxonomy places the organism in Eukaryota, Metazoa, Chordata, Actinopteri, Gymnotiformes, Gymnotidae.
AGCUCUUCCGGACCCUGUGUAGACAGAUGAUCUCAUUGUUGUGACCUACAAUAGCAAGAGUGCGCUAGUCAGUGUACGUCGGCGAAACCUAAGACUGAUGUUUAUGGUUUUUCGGGGGAAAAUGGAUUUAUCACUGUUGAUGUGUAACGGGAAAUCUGUCUUCAACCUAUCUAUAGGAGUCAAACGCUUGCUGCGGACUGAAUAAUAGUCUAGUCUGGGUUUCUCAUUUUGCAGCUGUUCGCCGGGAUGACAGCAGCAACCCUGCUCUGCAAGUCCAAGAAAUCUGUAAAGCCAAACGUCCGGUAGUCUGGAGUGCAGAAAGCAGCCUGAUUUUCGUCGUGUCAUCGAUGUGCUGACGUUUGUCUUAAGAUAGCCUUAACACAGACCUGUCCGUUCUUCGCCUAAUGGAGUAAUUUGAAGCCUGUGUUAUACUCAACAGCCACCGUCUCCCUUGCGUGUGAUGAUAGGAGACACAAUGACGCUGUUGUCUCUUUUGGGUCGCAUCAUGCGUUAUUUUUUACUCAGGCCAGAGACCUUGUUUCUGUUAUGCAUAAGCUUGGCACUGUGGAGUUAUUUUUUUCACACGGACGAGGUGAAGACCAUCGUCAAGUCCAGUCGGGAUGCCGUAAAAAUGGUUAAGGGUAAAGUGGCGGAGAUGAUGAUGCACGACAGACUUGGGGGUCUGGACGUCCUGGACGCGGAAUUCUCCAAGACGUGGGGCUUCAAAAACAGCAAUGUAGCAGUAUACUCUAUCCAGGGCCGGCGCGACCACAUGGAGGACCGCUUUGAGGUCCUGACGGAUCUUGUUAAUAGGAGUCACCCGUCAAUAUUUGCUAUUUUUGACGGACAUGGUGGUGAGGCAGCUGCUGACUAUGCGAAGGCACACUUGCCCGAGAGCCUCAGACAGCAACUGCAAUCCUACGAGCGUGAGAAGAAGGACGGCCUCUUCUCCUAUGCCUCCAUUCUGGAGCAGCGUAUUCUGGCCGUGGACCGCGACAUGGUGGAAAAGUUCUCUGCCUCACACGAGGAAGCAGGUACGACUUGUUUAGUGGCCCUGCUUUCUGAUCGUGAGCUGACUGUGGCCAACGUGGGCGACUCUCGUGGUGUCCUGUGCGACAAGGAUGGGAAUGCUGUGGCUUUGUCUCACGACCACAAGCCCUACCAGCUGAAAGAGCGCAAGAGGAUCAAGAGGGCAGGUGAGGGCCUCGGUGCUGCCCUCAUCUGGGUGCCUCUGGUAGUACAGCAUCCUUUCAGGUUCCCGUUACAAAGAGGGGGCUUCAUCAGUUUCAACGGCUCAUGGCGUGUUCAGGGCAUCCUGGCCAUGUCUCGCUCACUUGGUGACUACCCGCUGAAGAACCUCAAUGUGGUCAUCCCGGACCCAGACAUCCUGACCUUCGACCUGGACAAGCUGCAGCCCGAGUUCAUGAUCCUGGCUUCAGACGGCCUGUGGGAUGCCUUCAGCAAUGAGGAGGCAGUGCGAUUCGUGCGUGAGCGCCUAGAUGAGCCCCACUUCGGCGCCAAGAGCAUCGUCCUGCAGUCUUUCUACCGUGGCUGCCCCGACAACAUCACGGUCAUGGUUGUAAAGUUCAAGGGUGCCGCCGGCACCAAGGCUGGACAGUAGGACAUCUGGUUCAGAGUCCACUGCCUCACUCUUUCUGCUCAGAAGGAACACCUGGAACUUCAGAGGCCAACAGCACUUUUUUAAAAUACACACUUCUUCAUGUACGACAUGCUGACUAAUGUUGGUUUUUGCCAAAUAGUGCCAAAUGGAUACCCAAAUGGACACAAAAGCUUUUUUCCAUAAUGUAGCCCACUGGACUUUGACAUGAUACUUUACUUGAAUGCUUACUUGGAAGAGCAUAAUUAAGUGCAAAUUACUAAGGAAUUAAAAUGCUCUUAUUCUUUAAUGGGGAAAGUGUGAGGUAUGAAUAUCAACUGUUGCCUAAAUGUUCAAUAUGGAUCUGUAUUCAUUUCCAUUGAUACUGCUCACAAUCCCCCAUGUAAGGGUUAUUUAAUCCAUAUUAAUUAAAGGAAAUAACAACAAAAAAUGUUGCUCUGUAUAUCACACUUGUUGAUGGUGGUCAAAGGAGUCUAUAAACUGGCCUUGGCCAUAUUUAAUGAUAGUUCAAUUAGUCCCAUAAUGAACACAGAGCCCUUUUUGGGGGGGAAGUUUGUGUGCGUGUGUGCGUGCGUGCAUGCACACACAUAUGUGUGAUAGUUAAUGUUGCCUACAUGGAAGUGCAGAAAAUGAGAUUACCUAAAAGUGUAACUACUGCAGAACACUGGACUCCAGCAUUUUAUAGCUUGCUUUAAUUCUUUAUCUAAAACUUUAUUUUAGAAUUGCACUUUAUUAAGUUUAUUACAGCAAUAUAUACACUAAAAAUGUAAACUCCAGCCUUAUUGGCUAUUAAUCCCAAGAGAUAUUUCUUAAUACCCACUGUAAUUAAAUUGAACCUAAUACAAAAGGCAUGAAGUAAUGAGUGAGAACCAUUUGUUCUUAGAGUGUAGGACCAAUUGUGCAAAGUGCUGUAAAUCUCCUGUUACAAACUAGUGAAAAACAAAACAAAACAUAGGAUUAGCUCUACUUAUUAUAAAAGGGAGAAUUAUAAAUGCACAUAUAGUAUAUAAUACUGUGCUCAGUCCUGUAGUGACACUGCUGGAAAGCUUCCUUUGUUGCAGUAAAAUUGGCCUGUCAUUCAUAGUGACCACUGGAUUUUUUGUUGCUUAAUAUUUUUCACUCUUGUGGCUACUGCAUU